Aspergillus tubingensis is the source of this 3648-nucleotide messenger RNA. RefSeq names its product ankyrin repeat domain-containing protein 50. The record is from RefSeq and is a predicted model, not a curated record. The transcript has 2 exons. Bases 1 to 3648 code for a protein of 1215 amino acids. Gene Ontology annotation, molecular function: protein binding. NCBI's taxonomy places the organism in Eukaryota, Fungi, Ascomycota, Eurotiomycetes, Eurotiales, Aspergillaceae.
AUGUCCGACCUUCUCUCCAAAGCCAAAUCUUCACUGUUCAGGAGAAGACGACAUGAGAAGAAAAGAUCUACCCAUGGCACCUCUCCCAGCAAGGAGGGCUUUGAAGCUUCAAAAAGCCUGGCACCCAAGCGUCAGAAUUUAGAAAGACCUGCCUCCGCAUCAGACGAUCUCUGGGUUCAGGCCGAGCGUAAAUUGAGACAAAACAGUGAACUGGAUAAGAUUAUGACAGCAUCUGUUGAGAUAUUGCGAUCGGAGUAUAAUUUGCGCUUUCAACCAGGGGAUUCGUGCCUUCAUGAACGGCUGUCUGAAUUCCUCGAGACCAAGGCAACUCAAGUCGAGGAGAAGAAGUGGGUGAUAAACCUAGGGACCCAUGCUAUCAUCGUUCGGGAUCAACUUACCAAGGUCUUCCAAAAUCUCCUUGCGGUUAAGGAUAUUGUGACAACUGCAGCGAAUGCAAGUCUAGCAGCCUCACUUGCCUGUGCUGGAAUAAUGGCUUGUUUUACGACGGUUAUCCAAGCAGCAGAGCAGCAUUCCCAUCUUUUGCAAGGCUUAGAAUCUAUUUCUGAUUUGAUUUGCCGACUUCACGUAAUGGAGCGCCUCUAUUUGCACUCGAGCACAGAACAGGACAUUAGCCUCCUCGAUAAUCUUCGAAAAAGUAUUAUUUCAUUCUACACAAAGAUACUAGAAUUCCAAGCCCGAGCGCUCUGCUAUUUACACAAACCUCGAGCAUCCCGGUUCUGGAGAGAUGUCCUUAACCGGGACGGCUGGACCAACCUGCUGCAAGAAUUUGAGAGAUACCAGAAAACAAUAGGUCGAACCACUUGCGUUAUUGCAGAUGCAGAAUCAAGACAAAGGCAUGAAGAGCUUCAAAAUGAAUAUAAAAAGAUACUGGAGGCCUUACGCGAUCGCGAUACAUGGACAACAACAUCCGAUCGAGACAAGCAGGUGAAACGGUUUCUGAACCUGCUUUACACUUGUCCCUAUAAGGACCGGAAGGACCGAAACAAUAAGCGUGUCCCUGGGACCUGUGAGUGGUUCAUAGGACACAAUAAGUUCCAUGCCUGGCAAGGAAGCUCAGGCGACGAUCUUUCCGGUCUACUAUGGGUGUCAGCUGAUCCAGGAUGCGGCAAGUCGGUCUUGACUCGAUAUCUAGUGGAUGAGGUUCUUGUCAGCAAUGAUAAGCGAACAGUCUGCUAUUUCUUCUUCAAAGACGAUUUUGCUGACCAGAAGAGUGCAACAAGCGCACUUUCAGUGAUAUUAAGGCAGCUAUUCAUAGCUCAGCCUCACCUUUUGCACGAUGCAAUCCUGGACAAAGUGGACACUGAUGGCGACCAGCUGAUCCAGUCAUUCUCAGAGUUGUGGAAUAUACUGAUGGCAGUUUCGACCAAUCCCAAGGCAGACGAGAUAAUCUGUCUCAUUGAUGCCUUAGACGAGUGCCAGGACGAGGAUCGGAACCGGCUUAUCAAUGCCGUCAACGAUUUCUACUCAGGCCCCCAUGAUAAUAGCAAGCUGAAGUUUUUGAUCACGAGUAGACCCUAUGAGCAUAUACGGCGUGGACUCUCUGAUCUCAUAACAAUUCUACCCACAAUUCAUUUGAGUGGUGAUGGUGAGAGAGAGGCUGAGCAGAUUUCACAAGAAAUUAAUCAUGUUAUCUCGACAAGAGUGCACGAUAUCAGCAGACAGAGAUCAUUGACGGAUGGAGAGUGCGAGAUGCUCAUACACAAACUUACUGCGGUUUCAAAUCGAACUUAUUUAUGGGUGAGCUUGAUAUUAGAUGUUCUUGAAAACAUCCCGGAGUUCUCAAAAGGCAAGGUCCACCGCAUACUGAGUGAUCUACCUACCACUGUCGACAGUGCCUACGAGAAAAUAUUGGAUCGGAGUCCUGAUAAAGAGAAGGCAAAGACUCUUCUUCAUAUCAUUACAGCUGCCAUGCGACCUCUUUCCCUGGAUGAAUUAUCUCUCGGUCUUGCACUUAGUGCAGGUUAUCAAGAUUCGACAGAUAUAGCCGAUAACAUGGAACCAGCAUAUCGCUUCAGGAAGACUUUGAGAGACCUUUGCGGACUCUUCGUGAUCAUUCUGGAUGACAAGGCCUACCUCCUUCAUCAGACCGCGAAGGAGUUCUUGGUACAGGAUAGCAACUCUACUCCGGACACAACUCUUUCUCAAUCAACAACAACAUGGAAGAAUUCACUCCAUCCAGGUGAAUCAAACCGGAUUCUCGCAGAAAUAUGCAUUUUCUGUAUAUCUCUUGAAUCAGAUGACCCAUCCCAGGGAUGUAUGCUAGAGUACUCAUCAUGUUAUUGGGCCACUCAUUUCCGCCAAGCUUGCAUUCCAGACGAGGAUCCGCUAUUAGACCGCGCUAAGUCACUUUGCGAACCAAGGUCGGGUAUAUUUCAAUCAUGGUCUGGGAUCCAUGCGGUAAAGGCAGAUAAUGUUCCUGACAGCACUUCAACACUUUUGAUUGCGUCAUCAAUGGGGCUUAUUGGCGUGGUUAAGUCCAUUCUUUCUACAGGAAAAGAAGCCCUCAACUCAAAGGAUUCGGAAUACGAUCAGACACCGUUAUUGUGGGCAGCAGAACGUGGCCACGCAGCAGUUGUGAGGCUUCUGCUUGCCGCAGAUGAGGUGGACAUCGACUCUAGGAACUCAGUAGGUCGAAGCCCAUUAUCAUUGGCAGCUCAGAAUGGCCACCAUGCUGUGGUGAAGCUCCUUAUCCAGGAAAAUAUAGACAUAGAUUUGAAGGAUAUGGCUGGCAGUACGCCGCUAGCACUGGCAGCUGAGAAUGGCCACGAGGGAAUAGUUCGCCUCCUACUUGCCACUGGCAAGGCAGACAUCGACUCCAGUGAUUCAUCCGGAAUUAGACCCCUGUCGUUGGCAGCACAAUUCGGGCAAGAGGCAGUGGUAAAGCUCCUCCUUGCUAGCGAACAGGUUGAUGUCAAUUCAAAGGAUUCAAGGCUAAGAACACCAAUUUACUGGGCAGCAAGAGGAGGCUGCGAAGCCAUAGUGAGACGCCUUCUCGAUACAGGAAAGAUAGAGGUUGACUGUAAGGACUCCGAUAACGGUACUCCUCUGCUCAUGGCAGCAAUAAACGGCUAUGAGGGAAUUGUGAAGCGUUUGCUUGCUACGGGGGAGGUCGAUGUUAACGUAAGAGAUGAAAGCCAUGGCAUGUCAUCACUUUCGUGGGCUGCAUGGGCAGGCCACGAUGCAGUGGUUGAGUUGCUCCUUGCUACGGGGGAGGUGAAUGUUAAUACUAGGGAUCAGAGAUAUGGUAGAUCGCCGCUUUCGCUCGCUGCUAAGGAAGGGCACGAGAAAGUGGCUAAACUCCUGCUUGCUACAGGGAAGGCAGACGUUGACUCAAGAUGCAUAAGGGGCCGUACUCCCUUGUCUUGGGCGGCAUGGGAGGGUCAUGACACGGUGGUGAAACUCCUUCUUGCUACUGAAGGGGUGGGCGUCAACUGCAGAGACUCAGAGGAUCGUACGCCCCUGUCUUUGGCAGCGGAGACUGGCAAGGAGGCUGUAAUAAGGCUUCUCAUUGCUACAGGAAAAGCAGAUGUGAACGCCAAGGAUGCGACCGGACGCACCCCCUUGGACUGGGCUGCAGAGAAAGAUCACCAGGUUGUGGUCAAACUUCUUCAGAGUGCUAAUGAAUAG